AUGAAUAAUGAUUUUAAUGAGAUUCUUGCUGAUCUUUAUAGUAUAACUCCUUUAUCUCCUAAUCCAACACCUCGACUAGUAGAUAGAACUCCAAGUUUACAAGACCAAAUUACACAGUUAGCUUAUGCUUAUUAUCUAGGAGAACUAAUAGAAAAAAAUUCUCUUAAAAGAAAAAUGAUCAAAAGAGAAGUUUCUACUUAUUAUUAUAAGGCUUCUAUUAGAGUCUAUAAUAUUUUUGAAAGUCUUGGAAUUCAACAAAUCUUUCAAACUACCAAUACAACACUUCCCAAGAUUAAUA
Messenger RNA from Racocetra persica, 298 nucleotides. The record is from the annotation of a GenBank genome assembly. NCBI's taxonomy places the organism in Eukaryota, Fungi, Glomeromycota, Glomeromycetes, Diversisporales, Gigasporaceae.